GCAAAGCAUUGAGAUACAGAGUAUCUAGAGCCGCUGGAGUGUAUACACUUCAUGGAUGCCGCCAACUGUAACAGGUUCUUGCCGGCUCCAUAUUAAAGAUCGGUUCAGAGAUGAAUCGUAGAACUCGGGUGGGUAUCUGAGAAGCUAGAACGGGUAGUGUAGAUCCGAGAGAGUUAAGUCAACUAGGGUGAAGGAGUUAAGAUCCUCUUUUUGUACAUGAUAUCUCAUGCAUAUCGAGUAUAGAUUAGGAGGCAAUUUGAUUGAAAUAUUUUUAUUAUUAUUCAUGUAUUAACAUGUAUUUUUAUUUAGUUUAACGCGCUGUCUUUAUUUAAUCCUCUUCUUUAUGGAGAGAGUUUGCUCCAUCAUUCAACUCAAGUAGGUUGGGAGAAAGGAAUAUCUAUGGUGGAGAUGAAUACGUGUGAGAGAUCCUCGUAUUGCAGCCACAUAAAUAAAGUCUGGAAGAUCUGCCAAAGAAGAACAAGUAAACAGUGUCGGCAAAAUAAAAUUUUUAAUGUUAUCUUCUGCUAUAAAUUACACCACAAGUCUCUCCGUUAUUCGCCACAGAACCAAAAGAAGAAAGGGAGGAGCUCACGAGCAGGAAGAAGAAGAACGAGAGCAGAUGGCGGCUCGCUCUUUCGUCGGCGUCGCUGCGUCUCUCAAGAACAACAUUACUACUCGCUUUGCUAGCAGGAUGGGAUAUGCUGCGACGGCGACAGCGGCCACGGUAGAAAUCUGUGGGGAGAAGACGGCGGCGGUGGGGCAGGUGGUGUUGAACUCCACCACAGCCGCCGCCGACGCCUCCUAUCUCUCAGCAUCGACCUCUUCUUGGAUGCCAGAUCCGGUGACGGGAUACUACCGGCCGGGAAACCGCCGGAAGGAGGCGGAGACUGUGGAGCUGCGCGAGACGUGUCGCUCCCACGAGCAAUCCAAUUAAACUAGGCGUCAUUAUGUGAAGGGAGAUAAUCAUAGGAUCAACCUAUAGAGGAGAUUGUUUCUCCCGAAAAUAAGAUUGGAAUCUAAAUAAAACACAAGGAUGACGUGAUGAUUGGUUAAUUUA
Molecule: messenger RNA, 1057 nt
Organism: Zingiber officinale
Lineage: Eukaryota; Viridiplantae; Streptophyta; Magnoliopsida; Zingiberales; Zingiberaceae
Product: late embryogenesis abundant protein Lea5-like
Exons: 2
Coding region: 512-934 (140 amino acids)
Biological process (GO): response to stress
Cellular component (GO): mitochondrion
Source: RefSeq, a predicted model, not a curated record